CACUACUCUCAUUUCCACUCACCCCAACACAAGCACUUAACUUCAAAAUUCAAAUCACUUAAUUAUCUUUCUCUCUCAUUUAAACAAACCAAAAAAAUGGGUCAGGGAAGAGGCAGUGCAAGAUCAGCUUUGGUGGUUGGAUUAGCCAUACUCUGUCUUUUGGCUAUUGUUCAGCCAACUCUUGCUGCUGUUUACAAUAUUGGAUGGUCCUUUAAUGUCAAUGGGGCUAGAGGCAAGUCCUUUAGAGCCGGUGACGUUCUUGUGUUCAAGUACAUAAAGGGGCAACACAAUGUGGUGGCUGUAAACGGCAGAGGAUAUGCAAGCUGCAGUGCUCCAAGAGGUGCAAGAACUUACUCCAGUGGACAAGAUAGAAUUAAAUUGACCAGAGGCCAGAAUUACUUCAUCUGCAGUUUCCCAGGCCAUUGUGGUGGUGGAAUGAAGAUUGCAAUUAAUGCUAAAUAAUUAAUCUAAUUAAUUAUUCCUCAACUACUACUUCGAUCUCUACGUACAUUAAUUAGCUUGUACUAGUUGCUAAUUAAUGUUUCUGAUCGACUGUCUAGGUUGUAUUAGUACUCAUGUAUGUUUGUACGUGUGUACGUGUGUGUCUCUAUCCUGUGUGUACGUUCGUGUUUGUGUAACUCGACAUACCAAGGAAAAUAAAAAGGAAGGUUAUGGAAUAGGAUUACGGAUUAUUAUUAAUGAUAAAAUAAUAUUUCUUGUGUUGUUAA
Molecule: messenger RNA, 728 nt
Organism: Spinacia oleracea (spinach)
Lineage: Eukaryota; Viridiplantae; Streptophyta; Magnoliopsida; Caryophyllales; Amaranthaceae
Product: basic blue protein
Exons: 2
Coding region: 97-462 (121 amino acids)
Cellular component (GO): plasma membrane
Molecular function (GO): electron transfer activity
Source: RefSeq, a predicted model, not a curated record